AUGUUUCGCAAAGGGGGCAAGUCAACGUCGAUGAACCACGGCGGCAGGCGGCGGGUGGUGACCGAGUUCGACGAUGGCGGGGAGAUGAUCGAGGAGUACGAUCUGAAAACCGACGAGCUCCUGCUGAGAAAACGAAGGGGCCGGACGGUGCUGGGGAAAGACGAGGAGUGGGAGUACCUCACGGGCGAGGCCCCGAGGACGUUCUCGCCCGACGUGGGGAUCCUCGCGGAGAGCAGCGUCAACCCGACUUGGCAGCGUAGCCAGGACACCCCGCAGAGCUUCGUGUGGAGAGUGCGAAAUCUUCCUUACCCGAUCGAGACGUACCAGGUGACGUGCGAUCACGGCGACCAGAAGAUCGUCAUCAGGACGACGAACAAGAAGUUCUACAAGCGGUUCGACGUCCCGGAGCUCAAGGUGCUGAAGUUAUCGUUGCAGGACGACGCGCUGUCGUACGACUGGAAGAACAACACGCUCAUCGUGCAGUACAAGAAGCCGAGAGAGGUCAUCAAGGCGGAGCUCGAGGAGAAGGUGGAGACGCAGCAGCUGAGGCUGAAGAGGGCGCCGGAGGACGGUGACGUGGACUGCAAGCAACAGUGA
Molecule: messenger RNA, 597 nt
Organism: Micromonas commoda
Lineage: Eukaryota; Viridiplantae; Chlorophyta; Mamiellophyceae; Mamiellales; Mamiellaceae
Exons: 1
Coding region: 1-597 (198 amino acids)
Source: RefSeq, a predicted model, not a curated record